AUGUCGGCUCUAAGUUUCAUCAAGCGUGCUGGUCGCUCAAAGCCCAGCUCUCCGGCCGCACCCAUGCUCUCCCGUUCCACAGCAGCGGGAACCCCUUCCUCAUCCAGGUCCCCGGUAGUAGACACAGAUGCGACUACAGACCGCUACUCAUUUCCAUCCAACCCAUCCGCCAACCCCAAAGCUGUUGUCACCGGCGGGACCAAGGGCAGUUACUACCGCUUCACAAUACUGACCAGCAAACUCAUCCGCUACGAGUGGUCUCCGGAUGGCGGUUUCGAAGACCGCGUGUCCACAUUUGCAUUAUUCCGGAACUUUGACGCUCCGGCCUUCCGCACGGUCGACAAGGAGGACCGGUUAGAGAUCAUCACCGAUCAUUUUCAUUUGCAGUACGACAAGAAGAAGUUCUCGACCUAUGGUUUCUCAGUCAAAGUUGCCGAUGAUGUGUGGAGGUACGACGGCAAUAGCUAUGGCGAUCUAGGCGGUACAGCAAGGACAUUGGAUGGUGCUUGGGGAAGGGUGGAUCUGGACCCUGGUGUCCUCUCGCGCAGGGCUUAUGCCGUUCUCGAUGACAGCAAGUCCAUGCUGUUCGACGCUGAUGGAUGGAUCGCAACGAGGAAGCCGGGUCGGAUUGAUGGAUACAUCUUUGCCUACAAUGGAGAUCACAAGGCUGCUAUCAAGGACUUUUAUCGAUUGUCAGGCAGCCAGCCGGUCCUCCCGAGAUGGACCCUUGGCAACUGGUGGUCAAGAUACCAUGCAUACUCGGCCGAGGAGUACCUCGAGUUGAUGGAUCACUUCCAGAAAGAGGGAGUGCCACUCAGUGCCGCUGUUAUUGACAUGGACUGGCACAAAGUGCGCAUCCCUAGCAAGUACGGGUCUGGAUGGACAGGAUACAGCUGGAACAGGGACCUUUUCCCACAACCAGACAAGUUCCUCAAGCAGCUCCACGACCGCAGACUCAAGGUUACCGUCAAUGACCACCCGGCUGACGGCAUCCGUGCAUUCGAAGACCAGUACAAGGAGGUUGCAAAGGCCCUGAACCACGACACAUCUCGCGAGGAACCUAUCAGGUUCGAUUGCUGCAGUCGCAAGUUCAUGGAUGCCUACUUUGAUGUGCUCAAAGUUGGACUGGAGAAACAAGGUAUUGACUUUUGGUGGAUUGACUGGCAGCAGGGAACGCGCUCUCGGAUCCCCGGCGUUGACCCCCUUUGGGUACUCAACCACUAUCACUACCUCACCAGCCGAAGAAAUGUCAAAACAAUCGAGAAGCCCAUCACUUUUUCCCGUUAUGCUGGCGCCGGCUCCCACCGCUACCCUAUUGGCUUCUCCGGCGACACUCAGAUCAGCUGGGCGGGUCUCCAAUUUCAGCCCGAGUUCACGGCCACUGCCUCCAACAUUGGGUAUGGCUGGUGGUCUCACGACAUUGGUGGACAUUGGGGUGGGUGGCGCUCAAAUGAGCUCACCGUUCGUUGGGUCCAGCUUGGAGUCUUCUCGCCCAUCCUCCGUCUGCAUUCAUCCAAGUCACUCUGGAACAGCAAGGAGCCUUGGAGCUUCGAGUCCCAACCAGGUCAAAUAAUCAAGGACUUUUUGGUUCUGCGUCACCGACUCGUGCCUUACCUGUACACCAUGAACAUUCGUGCAGCAUUCGAUGCCGAGCCGCUGAUCCAGCCAAUGUACUGGAACCACCCACACACGGAAGAGGCCUACCACGUGCCCACUCAGUACUACUUCGGCCCUAAUCUGGUCGUUGCACCAAUCACGUCACCCGACGACGGUAUCACCCUGACCUCGUCUACCCGAGCUUGGCUCCCCGAAGGCCGAUACGUCUCCCUGUUUGCUCCCCACAUAGUCUACACUGGCAACCGACACAUCCAACUCCAUCGACCCCUCGAUCAAAUCCCCGUCCUCGCCAAAGAAGGCACAAUCAUUCCCUUGGACACCACCCCGACUGUUUCAAACGGCACCCCUCGCCCCGAAGAAAUCACGAUUCUCCUUGUCGUGGGCAAAGACGCCCACUUCAACCUCCUCGAAGAACCCCAUGCGUCUUCCCAUCACUACGAGAUUCCUCACGACGAUCCCCGCAAGAACUUCACCUCCACCCCUAUUGCCUGGAACCAAAAGGCAGGCCGGCUGACUAUUGGCCCCGAAAGGAACCCGCAUUCCCAAUACCACACCAGCCCUAACCGAUACUGGAAAGUGAGGCUCAUCGGGCACACUGCUACCGAGGCCAGCCUCAAGACGAGCGGGGCGGGGCAUUGGAAGGUUACCAAAGUCGACGGCUCCACGGAGAUCGACCUCGGCCCUGUCUUCCGCUCGGGUGCUACUGACUCUGCCGGUCAAGUAUUUGAGAUGUUUGUCGGCCACGAUCUACAACUCGAUGUUUUGGAUUUCAGGAAGCAGGCGUUUGAUCGGAUUCACAGGGCGGAGGGGUGGUAUGCGGAUAAGGAUAGGGUUUGGAACUGUGUUGCUGAUGCGAACAGUGGGAGUGUGCAGGAAAGGGUGGAGAGGUUGUAUCAUUUGGAUGGGGUGUAUGCUAGCUUGAAGAACUCGGUGAUGGAGGUUUGGGCGGCGGAUGAUAGGGCGGAGGGGACGGCGUUUGGGAGGGAGAUUUGGACUAGUGUCGCUGGGGUUGGGGAGGAGGAUUGGGAUGAUUAUGUUUUGGUUUAG
Molecule: messenger RNA, 2664 nt
Organism: Podospora pseudocomata
Lineage: Eukaryota; Fungi; Ascomycota; Sordariomycetes; Sordariales; Podosporaceae
Exons: 1
Coding region: 1-2664 (887 amino acids)
Biological process (GO): carbohydrate metabolic process
Molecular function (GO): hydrolase activity, hydrolyzing O-glycosyl compounds
Source: RefSeq, a predicted model, not a curated record